GUAUAAUAUGCCGCUGAAAAAUGUCAACAUAAUGCCAUACAAAUUUCUUAAAUUAUAUACUGAAAAAUGGAAACAAUAUCCAAGAUUUCCCUGAUAUUGGUUCUAUUCCUAAUUUUUGCAAGUGUUUUUACUGUGGAUGUAUAUGCAGUCACGCUGGCUGCAAAUGUAGAUGGGAAUGCCUAUAAGACCGUCGUCGACAGUGUUGCGAACGCCGCCUCCGUAGCUUUAGUCGCAGACGAAUCACCAUUAGUUAGCUCAGAAGCAGCACAACAACAAAGUGGAGCGCCAGUAAAAUCGAAAGCGUCACCAGCAAGUAGCGCAACUUUCGACGCUGUACGAAAUAAUUUCCUAAAGCAAAACCAACAGCUAACAGAUGAGCCCUCAGCAUUGACCUCAGCGGCAUUUUCGGUCAAUCGGCAGCAACAAGCCUCAUGCAUAUCAACAUUUGCAAAAGAAGAGCCACCGCGACAACCGCCACAGAAGAAGUAUGAACAUGAAAUCUCCGUGCUGGGUUAUAAAAUUCAAAUACCUUCAUUCGUAAUAGACGGUAUGAGUUCCGUGCCAACUGGUGCGGAAGUAAAUGCCGGCGGAGCUGUUGGUGCAGAUGCAGACACCAUAUUUGAAUGGAUUGGCGACAGUGGCAGUUCUGAUGAUGCGAACAUUUUCAAGCUCUUCUGCGAGAACACCACCAUCAGUAAUGUAAAUGCGGAACUGCGUUCCAAAAUGUAUAUCAAUUAUGGUUACAUAAUCCUGCAGCAUUGCUAUGUCAACGAGGAUGCGUCGUCAUUGCAAUUGCAACAGUACGAAAGUGUGCGAAACUUCAAGUGGUCGUAUAGCAAUGUGCAUGACCAACAAUUGGAAACGCUUUUUUCGAGUCAUAAAUCGAAUUUCGAGAAUUUAGAAUCCCUUGAUUUGACGGCUAAUCAACUGGAUUGCUCCCAUUGGGCUCAACCGCAGACGGUGCGCCGUUUGCUUAUGUUGAAGCUAACGCGCAACGCUAUAGGCACACAGAGCUGUGCACUCUCCGAAUUCCAGCACAUGAAUCACUUGAUCGAGCUGCGAUUGGACGACAAUCGCAUACAUGAGUUGAGUCAGCAGUUCUUGGGCCACCUCAGCGAAUUAAAAGGGUUGAAUUUAACUCGCAAUAUGCUGAGCAAUUUGACACGCAACACUUUCAACGGAGCAUUAAAGCUGCAGCGACUCUAUAUUGCGCACAAUCGUUUAAGGACAUUGCCCUUCCAGCUAUUCCAAAGCAUGCGCGAUCUACAAACGCUCGAUCUGUCUAAUAACCGUUUGUUUUACUUCUCAGAUAAUUUCUUCGCGUUGAAUGGGGAACUGCGCGAGAUGUAUCUGCAAAACAAUGCCAUGGAGACUAUUGGCAAGAACACAUUUCACAAUUUGCAAAAGUUACGCUACCUGGACGUAUCCGAAAACAAUAUAAGCAGCAUAGAUCGCAAAGCAUUCGAAUCACUUUCAAACCUCUUUAUGUUGAACAUGUCGAUGAAUAGCAUUACCACAGUUUCCUCCAUACUCUUUCAUCCGCUUCAUAAUCUCCAGCAGCUCGAUUUGAGUCACAACAAAUUCACCCAGCUGCCGAGCGGCGUAUUUAUGUCCCAACGCGCCUUACUUUUGUUGCGCAUUGACUCAACGCCGCUAGAGAAGAUCGGUAAUUUCAUUUCGCGUAACAAUGAUUACGUUGAUCCGAAGGUGCUGGCAAAUUUGCGCAUUCUUUCUAUACAGCACAACAAGCAAUUGACACAGCUUACUCGUACCCUCUUUCGCAAUACGCCCAAUCUGCACGAGCUCCUUCUGGCUGGAAAUGCUUUGCAGCAUUUACCCGCAGAGAUAGGGCAACUUAGUCAAUUGCAGCGUUUAAAUGUGCGCGAUAACAAGCUCGUCUAUAUACCGGAGAGUGUGCAGUAUUUGCCGAGACUACGUUUCAUACACAUUCGAUACAACGAUUACAUAUGCGAUUGUCGCAUGUACUGGUUGGGCGAGUGGCUGAGCAAUAGCAGUUCAACGUUGCGUCGUCUGCGUGCCGUUCACAUUGGCAGCUUGUACGAGGGACCCGUCAUGCUGGCGGACGUGUCGUCAGUGGACACAGGCGAUGACAUAGAUGAGCUUAUUGAUUCACUUACUUGUCACCAUGGCCAUCCGGGCGACAUGGUGAAUGUACUGCAGCAUCUGCAUUGCUUGAAGCCGGUCAUAAUGGAGUCGUCUGAGUCGAAAAUGCACAAACUACACUCGACGGCAAAACUGGAAUGCAUGUUUUCGGGCAGUCCCGCUCCAGACGUCAUUUGGGUAACGCCUACAAAUAAGAUUUUACGCCACCACGCGGAUCCGGACAAGCGACCUGUCAUCAUCAAUCACAACGAAAACAUAAUCGGACAUUUGCCACUAACAUCGCUUAUUAUGGACGAUAACAACAUGCUAAACGUCAGUCUGCAGGCCAGUGACGUUAUGAAUCGGGUGACAUUGAUCGAGAACGGUACACUGUUGGUACACAAUAUUUCGCGAAGCGAUAGCGGACUCUACAGUUGUUAUGCAUACAACAUUAUGGGAAAUGCGUCGGCGUUUAUGAGAAUUUAUAUAGACCCAAUCGUCUUCUAUCGUGUUAAAAUUGAGAGCCUGCUCUCAGGCAUCGCCGCUGCCACCACAUUUCUUCUGCUGACACUGAUAGUGCAAGGGCUUCGCUCGCUUUGCGCCAAAUGUGGUAUUUUCGAUAAAUUUUACUGCUGCGUACGCAACAAGCAAUCACCCAGGGCACGACAAAUUUAUGCUAUGCUCGACAGCAUUGAAAGUUAUAAAAGCCAGCAAUUAGAACGACUACGCGAGAACUAUGCACAACAAGUGCAUCGUAUUCGGGAGAAUUGCGUACAACAAGUUGAAUGGAUACAAAGCAGUUAUACCUCUCAAGCCAAAUAUUUGAAAGAAUUUAGAGACAUGGGCUCCACUCAUUUAACAUCACUAAAAGAUCAAUACUACGAUCAAGUGAAAAAGGUUCGUGAUUAUUCUACGGGACAAUUGAGUUGGGUGCGCGAGAAUUACGUCUUCCAACGUAACAAAAUUCGUAAAUUCAGUGCGCAUCAGGUUUUGCGCUUGCGUGAGGGAUACAAAUAUCAACAACAGACACUAAAUAAAGUCUUGGAGAAUCUUCCGAGCUUCUAUUUUGAAAACUGUCGGGGCCGCUGCGAAGAGGAUAUAGCGGAAGAUAUUGAAGUCUACUUCAAAAGUCAGUGGGGCGAUCAAUAUAAUCCUAGGGCGGCUAAAGUGAAGAGUUUAAAAAGUAGAUUAGCUGUCAUGGCUCUGAACUCCACUAGCAAAGCAUCAGUAUACUACACACCACCUGAAGAUGAGUUAAGACGCUCACAUCUCCAAUUACAAACCUCCUCUAUACACAUCAAUUAUAUCGAUGAAAAUUUGGAUCACAAGAAAUUCGAGUUAAAUGAAUCGAAAAUAGGCACGGAAUUCCUUUUUAAUACACCCAUGAUGUUUGCCGGUUAUGGCGGUAGCGACGGCGACGGCUUAACAUCACUACCCAAGGCUGAGAUCACUUUAAGUCAAUUGAAAAUAACCGAUAAGCACCCGGCGGGUGCGGGUAGCAUUGAAGAUAACUGUUAUGCCGCCACAUUGGCGGAUCAGGUGGUGCCAAUGAAAAGUGCCGAAAAUAAAAAGCAUCGCCACAGACGUGACCACAAGUGUGACCGACACUCACGAGCCACACACAACGACGGUGGUGAUCAUCGUACAGAUACUGCUGCUGCAGAUAGCAAUAUUGAGUUGAAUGAAUUGCGCGACUAUAAGGAUAUAAACGACGUGAAAAGCUCCAAGUCUUGCCCGGCCAUUUAUAAGGUGUCCAAACAACAAGAUGGCUCUACGCUGCAUGAAUUGCUUACUGAACACCAAAGAGGGGAUGGUAAUUCGAAUAGUACGCGCUUAAAUCCAGUCGGUGAGCCGCCUCACACACUUGAAUCGGAACUCUUCCAACGAGCAAGCACAUCUUGUAGUGGCGGCAAAGGCAGCCGAAAGCUAUGUAAAGAGAAGCUGAAUAUUAUCUUGGAUGAGAGUGGCAAAUCAACACUGUAUAAUGGGUCAAAGUCUGAGGUGUGUGGAGGUGCGAGGAAAAAGGAUACUAAAUAUGCGUCUUGCUCCACAAUGACAUCGUUACAAAGCAAAGGCAGUUUGCCUGAUUUGGAGGCAUAUGCUGGUGCUGGUGCUGGUGGAGCUGGUGAUAGUAAGUACAAGGAGGGACUAUGUUGCAGCAAUUCGGCUCCAGCAUCGUCUCCUGCAUCAAUAGAAUUGUCAAACUGUGACAACGUAAGCUUCAGCAGUGAUUCCAACAAUAGCAGCUGUAAUACCAACAAACGUAGUAGUGUAGAAGUAGUAAAUCUUUCUUAGAGAUUCAUAUUUUAACCAUUAAAUAAUGCAUUAAAAAGAUAACAAAUUUAAUUACAGAAAAAGGAAAAACUAGAAAAAACUAAACAAAAUGAAUGACAAAUAUUUAUUUUGUGAAGGUGAACUACAUAUGAUUGUAAGAUAAAACUGAAUGAAGGAUUUCUAUUUAAAUUAUUGCGCGAAAGCCAAGUUUAUUAUAAUUAUAAAAAAGAAGGAAAUUUAGAUGAAAUGUUUGUUGUAAAAAUAAGAAAAAUACUGUUUCGUAAAGUCUCACAGCAAAAUGUUGUAACACACAGUUUAGCUAAGCAUACAAAUUUAGAAACUAAUGAAAUGACAUACGAUUCUUGCAAAAAUUUGUGCUCCACAGAAUUUGUGAUUUCUUUCUAAAUUCAAGCAAACAUACAUACAUACACUCAUACAUACUACUCGAGAUGAAUUUUUGUGAAUUUUAAAACAAUGCAAACAAUUUAUAUGCCACAUAUGUGUAUUGGUAAAUUGAAUUGAAAAUAAUUGAAAAGCGUCGCGUAUAAACAUAUUAUAAAGGAUGAAUUCAAAUUAAAUACAAAAAAAGAAAUUAAACAUUCA
Molecule: messenger RNA, 4980 nt
Organism: Rhagoletis pomonella (apple maggot)
Lineage: Eukaryota; Metazoa; Arthropoda; Insecta; Diptera; Tephritidae
Molecular function (GO): protein binding
Source: RefSeq, a predicted model, not a curated record